AGAGCUCGCUCACAUUCAGUGUUUCAACCGCCUUAUCGAUUCUUACGCGUGCUGGGGAGAUUCGGCGUUCAGCUUCGCGCUGAUGCUGGGACGUGCUAUUGAGGGCGGAACUGUCGGUGUUCAUCAACAACAUGAAUCCUAACACUAAAUAAAUGGUUACCGGUCACGGGAGUCGGGGAAAGCUACUUUGGUGACGGUCACCGGCGCUUAAAAUCCCUAGACGGGGGAAGAGAGAAACGCGACGCUGAGUUUUAAGCGUUCAGUUGACAGGUGGACCGAUGCCACCCGUUCAGAGAACUAUGUCGGAUCUCCGGACCCGAGCUGAAGGUUAUGAAAAGACAGAAGACACGUCAGAAAAGACUUCUUUAGCAGACCAGGAAGAUUCCAGACUAAUUUUUAUCAAUCAGCCCCAGUUCACCAAGUUCUGCAGUAAUCGUGUCAGCACUGCGAAGUACAAUGUCCUCACGUUCCUGCCUCGGUUCCUGUACUCUCAGUUCAGAAGAGCAGCAAACUCCUUUUUCCUGUUCAUCGCACUUCUGCAGCAAAUCCCUGAUGUGUCACCAACAGGGAGGUGGACAACACUGGUGCCGUUACUCUUCAUCUUGGUGGUGGCAGCAGUGAAGGAGUUUAUAGAAGACUUGAAACGCCACAAUGCUGAUAGUGUUGUUAACAAGAAAGAGACACAAGUAUUGAGGAACGGCGCUUGGGAGAUUGUACAUUGGGAGAAGGUUGUGGUUGGAGACAUAGUUAAAGUUAAUGGCAAAGAUUUCGUACCAGCAGAUGCUAUACUGCUGUCAUCCAGUGAACCUCAAGGAAUGUGCUACAUUGAGACCUCAAAUCUAGAUGGAGAAACUAAUCUCAAGAUCAGACAGGGUCUGCAGAUCACUACGGACAUCAAGGACAUUGACAGUCUAAUGCGUCUCUCUGGACGGAUGGAAUGUGAGAGUCCCAACAGACACCUGUAUGAGUUUGUGGGCAAUAUUCGACUGGAUGGACACAGCACCGUACCACUCGGUCCUGAUCAGAUCUUGCUGAGAGGAGCACAACUCAGGAACACACAGUGGGUCCACGGUAUCGUGGUCUACACAGGACACGACACCAAACUCAUGCAGAACUCCACGUCCCCCCCUCUGAAGCUUUCCAACGUGGAGCGCAUCACCAACUUUCAGAUCCUCUUGCUUUUUGGCUGUCUCUUGGCCAUUUCGUUGGUGUGCUCCAUAGGCCAGACCAUCUGGAAGUACCAGUACGGCAAUGACGCCUGGUAUAUGGACCUCAACUCUCCAGAUGGUGGAGCGGCCAACUUCGGCCUGAACUUCCUCACCUUCAUCAUCCUCUUCAACAACCUGAUUCCCAUCAGUCUUCUGGUGACUCUAGAGGUCAUCAAGUUCGUCCAGGCUUUCUUCAUCAACUGGGACACUGACAUGCUGUAUGAAGUCACCAACACACCAGCUAUGGCCCGGACAUCAAACCUGAAUGAGGAGUUGGGACAGGUGAAGUACAUCUUUUCGGACAAGACAGGCACCCUGACCUGCAACGUCAUGCAGUUUAAGAAGUGCACAAUUGCAGGCGUGGCCUACGGUCAUGCAGCUGAAGUUGAGGAUGGUAGUUUUGCGGAGGAGGACUGUCACAGCUCUCAGUCCACAGAGGAAACUGGAUUUAAUGACCCCAGCUUACUGGAAAACCUCCAAAGUAAUCAUCCCACUGCUUCGGUCAUCCAGGAAUUCAUGACCAUGAUAGCUAUCUGUCACACGGCCGUUCCUGAGUGCACUGACAACAAGAUCACCUACCAGGCUGCAUCCCCAGAUGAAGGCGCUCUGGUUCGGGCAGCACAAAACCUGGGCUUCGUGUUCUCUGGGAGAACUCCAGACUGUGUUAUUGUGGAGUCGCAUGGAGAGGAGGAGAAAUAUGAAUUGCUGCACGUUUUGGAAUUCACAAGCACCAGGAAGAGGAUGUCAGUCAUCAUGCGCACUCCAUCAGGAAAGAUCCGCCUUUAUUGCAAAGGAGCUGACACAGUGAUCUAUGAGCGAUUAACAGACAGCUCCAGAUACAAGGACAUCACCCUGAAACACCUGGAACAGUUUGCCACAGAGGGACUCCGCACAUUGUGUUUUGCUGUGGUGGACAUCUCAGAGUCAUCCUAUCAGCAGUGGCUGGAGGUUCAUCAUCGUGCUUCGACGUCGCUCCAAAACAGGGCACUCAAGAUGGAAGAAAGCUAUGAACUAAUUGAAAAGAACUUGCAGUUGCUGGGGGCCACAGCGAUUGAAGACAAACUUCAAGACAAAGUACCUGAAACCAUCGAGACCCUCAUGAAAGCCGACAUUAAGAUCUGGAUCCUGACUGGAGACAAACAGGAGACCGCCAUCAACAUAGGACACUCCUGCAAACUGCUUACGAAGAACAUGGGCCUGCUGGUGAUAAACGAGGACACCCUGGAUGCUACCAGGGAGACACUCAGCCAUCACUGCAGCAUGCUGGGAGAUGCUCUGCACAAGGAGAACGACUUCGCUCUCAUCAUAGAUGGAAAGACACUGAAGUAUGCCCUCACUUUCGGGGCACGCCAGUAUUUCCUGGACUUGGCACUUUCCUGCAAGGCUGUGAUAUGCUGCAGGGUUUCACCUCUGCAGAAGUCUGAGGUGGUUGAGAUGGUGAAAAAACAGGUGAAAGUGAUCACACUGGCCAUUGGCGAUGGAGCCAACGAUGUGGGCAUGAUCCAGACCGCCCAUGUGGGUGUUGGCAUAUCUGGCAAUGAAGGACUGCAGGCUGCCAACUCGUCAGACUACUCUAUUGCACAGUUCAAGUACUUGAAGAAUCUUCUGUUGGUUCACGGCGCUUGGAAUUACAACCGUGUUGCCAAGUGCAUCCUGUAUUGCUUCUACAAGAACAUUGUGCUUUACAUUAUUGAGAUCUGGUUUGCAUUUGUGAAUGGCUUCUCCGGUCAGAUUCUGUUCGAGCGCUGGUGCAUCGGCCUGUACAAUGUGAUCUUCACUGCUUUGCCUCCUCUGACUCUGGGCAUCUUCGAACGCUCCUGCAGGAAAGAGAACAUGCUCAAGUACCCUGAACUCUACAAAACCUCCCAGAAUGCAAUGGGCUUCAACACCAAGGUCUUCUGGGCUCAUUGUCUGAACGGCCUGUUUCACUCAGUCAUCCUCUUCUGGUUUCCCCUCAAGGCCUUCCAGCACGAUACCGUCUUUGGAAACGGAAAGACACCAGACUAUCUCCUCUUAGGCAACAUGGUUUAUACAUUUGUGGUGAUCACGGUGUGUCUGAAGGCUGGGCUGGAGACAUCGUCCUGGACCAUGUUCAGCCACAUUGCCAUCUGGGGCAGCAUUGGAUUGUGGGUAGUCUUUUUUGGCAUCUACUCCUCAAUAUGGCCCCUGAUUCCUCUGGCCCCGGAUAUGUCAGGAGAGGCGGACAUGAUGUUCAGUUCAGGAGUCUUCUGGAUGGGUCUGAUCUUCAUUCCCAUCACCUCUCUGGUGUUUGAUGUGGCCUACAAAGUUAUGAAAAGGGUGUGCUUUAAGACCCUGGUUGAUGAGGUACAGGAGUUGGAGGCGCUGUCGAAAGACCCAGGAGCUGUGGUGCAUGGGAAGAGUUUGACCGAGAGAGCCCAGCUCCUGAAGAACGUCUUUAAGAAGAGCACCGUCAGUCUGUACCGGUCCGACUCCAUGCAGCAGAAUUUACUCCGUACGUCAGCGACACACAUGAGCUUCGCCACUCACAGGCACACAGACGCAGACACACCUACAUGUUCUCCACAGUGCAGACAUCACAGACAGACUCAUGCAGAAUCACUGAUGCACACACACCCUACCAUCCCCAUCUGCAGCAUCAAAAUGCAGGUUCACUCUCACACGCAAGGGCUUAUGGAUGUGCAACUGCAGACACUCACAGAUGUACAAAUCUGAACCAAAACCCAUGAAAAUUAGGUGAGGAUGGUUGUUCUUGACAGCUGCAGAUAGUAACUAAUGUAGUCAUAAUAUCACUCGAAAGCAACAGCUGCAUUAACAAAGCUCAAGUUAGACUGAGAUGGCACCGGUCAUAGGGUUCCUUUUCAGGCAGCUGUUUUUUGGGCACGGCGACUCAAAUCUCAUGUUUUAUCAGGGAAUAACUUGGCCUUCCGCAUUAAAUCAGGAGAAUUUUGUUGAGGAUAUCGCAGUCCAAAAUUGACUUAUUAAAGCUCAUUCAUGAGGUCGUAAUAUGUACAGUCACAGAGUUCACACACACACACACAUACACAGUCUUAUCAAAUUACUAACAUUUCCUUCCUGGAUAUGCUGUUAUACUACACUUCCAGUUUUCAUGUGCUUCCUUUCAGUGGUUUUCAACUGGUGAGCUACAGGUCUGAUUGAGGUUGCUGAAAACAAAUGCAAAAUGCAGCUAAG
Molecule: messenger RNA, 4379 nt
Organism: Sinocyclocheilus anshuiensis
Lineage: Eukaryota; Metazoa; Chordata; Actinopteri; Cypriniformes; Cyprinidae
Product: probable phospholipid-transporting ATPase IA
Exons: 37
Coding region: 279-3902 (1207 amino acids)
Biological process (GO): phospholipid translocation
Cellular component (GO): plasma membrane; trans-Golgi network
Molecular function (GO): ATP hydrolysis activity; ATP binding; ATPase-coupled intramembrane lipid carrier activity
Source: RefSeq, a predicted model, not a curated record